AAACGCACCGCCGAUUCCAAACACAGUCGAAAACUCUUGCUCCGCCCAUCUUCUUUCCUUCUCGGUCCCAAAGAAACGAAGACGAGGCAGGUCUCAUCGCGUGGCGACGUCAUUUCAGCUGCCUUCGAUUCUGAACGGCGCUUCGGUAUUUAUGAACCACAAGGAAUUACUGUUCCAGAGCCCAUCCAAACAAUCUGUACCAGAUGGGGAAGCGAUCCCUUCAGCCUAGGCGCUUACUCUAAUGUUGCGGUAGGGGCAUCAGGAGAUGAUUAUGAUAUUUUAGCAGAAAGUGUGGGAGAUGGACGACUUUUCUUUGCAGGUGAGGCUACCAAUCGGAGAUAUCCUGCAACCAUGCAUGACGCUUUUGUUAGUGGGCUUAGAGAAGCUGCUAAUAUGGCUCACUAUGCUAAUGCUGGAGCCCUGAGGAUAAAAAUUAACAGGAACCCAUCAAAGAACGCCCAUUCUUGUGCUUCCCUUCUUGCAGACUUAUUUAGGGAGCCUGAUUUAGAAUUUGGGAGUUUUUAUGUUAUUGCCUUGAUAAAAGCUGAGAGGGGUAAUCGCAAACCAGCUUCAACUUCAUUGACUUUAAAGUCUGGGACAUCAAAGCUGAAAGCUGACAAUUUGAAACAAAAAUUGGUCAGAAGGGCCAAAAUAAUGCGCAAUGGUAAUGGGAAACUUGGUUAAUGGUAAACUGUCAACGAAACUACCACAAGUCAAGUUCCCUCCAACGCACUUGGUCCAGGGCAAAAUCAUUCCGACGUGUUGAAGAAUGAGUAGAUGACCUUUUUCUGUUAGGGGUGAGAUGUCAACUUUUUGUUUGGUCGAGCCUUGGGUGGGAUGUCAACUUUUCUUUAACUUGAAAAAGUGGUUCUACUCGGCGAGCCUUGUUACACCCUUCGGCCCAAGGGAGUUGGCCCUUCUGCUACCAAGCCUUGCAAGAUCUAUUUUCUGCUCAGCAUGUUCUUUGCUGAAUAACCACCGCCACCAUCCUCAAUUGCAGAAGAAAUUUGUGCCGCUUGCUCUCCUCCACUCGGGUCAAUGAGCAAUUUGGUAUCCAAUUGAAUUGAGCAAGAGCAACUCUGCGCCAUCUUCCAAUAAGCCCGACACCAGUGAUUGUUGACUGGUGGAAUGAGACUUGAGUUGUGAUCUUUCCAGGUCCACAACUUGUUAAAUUAACGUGUGAAGGAAGCAAUCUUCGCAGAUUUACGGUGUUGUUUUUUUACCGAACUACGAAAUAAUAUAAACAGAUUUCGGAUCAUGAUUAUGAUUUUCCUUGUGCUACAA
Messenger RNA from Malus domestica (apple), 1284 nucleotides. The record is from RefSeq and is a predicted model, not a curated record. Lineage: Eukaryota; Viridiplantae; Streptophyta; Magnoliopsida; Rosales; Rosaceae.